This is a messenger RNA of Trypanosoma grayi, 298 nucleotides long. RefSeq lists its product as hypothetical. The transcript has a single exon. The record is from RefSeq and is a predicted model, not a curated record. The annotation marks the transcript as partial. NCBI's taxonomy places the organism in Eukaryota, Euglenozoa, Kinetoplastea, Trypanosomatida, Trypanosomatidae.
AAGGUCGCUGCGGGUACUUGCGACGAUCUCGGCGACACCUCCACCCUCGCCGACCCGGGCAUUGUGGAGAAGCUCAUCGAAGGUAGGAGGUGGCUAUCGGUGUGACGAAAUUUUGGCGUCACUGUGUGCUGUACCGUUCUUGUUGUUGAAGCGCUUCCCUGUAGGGAAAGGAAAGCCUACUGGAGGUGGCUCUGUGUGGGGGUCAUACAGCGAGCAAAUGGAGAGUGACAAAAAGAGAGAUGCUGAGAAAAAGACAACCGUGCGUUCUUCUGUGUUGUGCGCGUUUCCAUGUAUUUAG